Poecilia latipinna (sailfin molly) is the source of this 2385-nucleotide messenger RNA. It is a transcript of the gene sox13, whose product is annotated as SRY-box transcription factor 13. NCBI's taxonomy places the organism in Eukaryota, Metazoa, Chordata, Actinopteri, Cyprinodontiformes, Poeciliidae. The record is from RefSeq and is a predicted model, not a curated record. Gene Ontology annotation, biological process: regulation of transcription by RNA polymerase II; cell fate commitment. The coding region runs from base 199 to 2283 and encodes 694 amino acids. Gene Ontology annotation, cellular component: nucleus. Gene Ontology annotation, molecular function: RNA polymerase II cis-regulatory region sequence-specific DNA binding; DNA-binding transcription factor activity, RNA polymerase II-specific. The transcript has 15 exons.
CAACAGCAUGCUAAUUAUGCAAAUGCGCAACCCGUGCGGUGGGAUCUGAAGAGGCUCUUUGUACUUUUUCCCUCUUGAGGGGAGAGUCUGGGGGGGAGCCGGGACCGAUCGGCGGAGGGGCGGCUGCUUGGGUCAGAGGUAACAGAGUAGAAAAGACAGACGCUACAGGAGCGGCAGGGCAGAGCAGAGCCACUCACUAUGACUUGUGUCAGCAGCUCUGUUCCAGGCAGGGAGCGAUUUUGGAUCCCCGCACAUCCACCCGGCCCUGCCAGAAUGGUUGAGCCCAGCCCUUCAGCUCUGCACCUCCUCUCCGGUGGGGAUGUACGCAUGGCGGACAUCGGUGUCAAAGUGGAACAGGAGGAAUGCGGUGGAGACAGCGGAGCCAAAACCAACUUGGAGCACCCCAGGACUCUGCACGACUGGUCAGCAAGUCAGCCUCUAGAGACGCGCCAGCUGACCCCCCCACUGUCACGCUCCCCUUCGGAGGGCUCUCCAGGAAAGGAGCCGCCUCACAAGCAAAGCCCCCUGGGAACGAAGGAAGCCAGGAUUCACGAGCGAUCAGAGGGGCAAGCCAAAAUUAAGGAAGUAAUGCCGACCAUCGAGAAGCUGCUGAACACCGACUGGAAGGAGAAACUUCUGGAUAAAAGCUCAGUGGGCGCAGGACAACUCAAAGGCACUCCGGAGUCUCUGGCGGAGAAGGAGCUGCAGCUGCUGAUGAUGAUCAACCAGCUGAGCGGCCUGAGGGAGCAGCUGCUGGGCGCCCACUCAGAGCAGAGGAACAUGGCCGCCCUGCUGCUGGAGAAGCAGCAGCAGCAGAUGGAGCUGGCCCGGCAGCAGCAGGAGCAGAUCGCCAAGCAGCAGCAGCAGCUGAUCCAGCAGCAGCAUAAGAUCAACCUGCUUCAGCAGCAGAUCCAGCAGGUGAACAUGCCCUACGUGAUGAUCCCGGCUUUCCACCCCAACACCCAGACCCUCCCCGUCUCCUCAGACCCCCCGAUGACAUUGCCUCUGCAGCCCAUCCCCUGCAAGCCGACGGUCGACUACCCCAUGCAGCUGCUCCCAAACAGCCACCACACGCCCAUCAAGAGGAGCAGCAGCUCCUUCCGCCAGGAGGCGAGCCAGCCGCUGAACCUGACCUCCAAGCCCAAGGGGAUGGAGCUGGGGAAGACGUCCAGCCCUCUGAGCCUGGAGCUGGGAUCAGUGGGAUCCAUGCAGGGCGCCUACAGACCCAGAGAGGUGUCCCGCAGCCCGCCGCGGCCCGCCCUCAGUUUCCUAGGAGACGGCGACGUGGUCACCCAGGCCAUCCAUGAUGCGCAGCAGCUCCUGAGGAGCCACAGCAGCGGAGGGAGAGACAGGGACCAAUACAGAGACAGGGAGAGAGAGAGAGACGGUUCUGGAAAAAUGGAACGGUCUAGUACUUUAGGAUUCGGGCUUCGUGACGACGGCCUCCCAUCCCAGCCUUCAUUCUUUGAGGAAUAUAAAGGUUCUCCUCAUGCAGAAAAAAUAAGUCACUGUGAGCGCGGUGAAGAGAGGCACGGCGAGGAGCAUCUCAGCAGUGACUCUGAGGGGGGGGCCCUGCCUGUCUCUGUUCCUGGCAGCUACUCCGAGACCCGGCCCACUUCCUCUACCGGCCACAUAAAGAGACCCAUGAAUGCCUUCAUGGUGUGGGCCAAGGACGAGCGCAGGAGGAUCCUCCAGGCUUUCCCAGACAUGCACAAUUCCUCAAUCAGCAAGAUCCUAGGCUCCAGGUGGAAGUCCAUGUCCAACCAGGAGAAGCAGCCAUACUAUGAGGAGCAGGCGAGGCUGAGCAGGCAGCACCUGGAGCGUUACCCCGACUACAAGUACAAGCCCCGACCCAAACGGACCUGCAUUGUGGAGGGCCGAAGGCUGAGGGUGGGCGAGUACAAAGCCAUGAUGAAGAGCCGCAGGCAGGAGCAGAGGGCCACCUACACACACAGCCAAUCAGAGCCGCAGCAGAUCCAGUACUCCCAGAGCGACCAGUACCCAGCCGGCGGCUCCAUCUCCGUCCCAGGCUUACCGUUUCACCCGGCACUGCUGGAGCACUACCUGCCGCAGGCCCCUCCCCCCGCCCGCAGGUCUGAGGACCGGGCCACGCCCACCCCACUGCCCAGGGACAGGGAAAGAGAGAGGGUGCAGGAGAGAGAGAGGGAGAGGGAGAGGGAGAGAGAGAGGGAAAGAAAGCGAGAGCGACUGCCGUACAGCGAAGGAGAAGAAAGCGACGUGGGAGAGAGGAGUGAGGGGGAACUGGUGCUGCUCACAGACUGAUCAGGUCGGGCCUGGUGGGCCUCCGGGGGCCCGGUGGGUCUGGUGGGCUGGCGGAGCGAGGAGAUGGAGAGGAAGACGAACAGAACUUCAGCUUCAGAUGUC